Cylindrotheca closterium is the source of this 1080-nucleotide messenger RNA. Lineage: Eukaryota; Bacillariophyta; Bacillariophyceae; Bacillariales; Bacillariaceae. The record is from the annotation of a GenBank genome assembly.
AUGGGAAAGGUUGCACUUAUCACAGGAAUUACAGGACAAGACGGCUCGUACCUCGCUGAAUUCCUUCUGGAGAAGGGAUACACGGUCCACGGUAUCAUCCGCCGUUCAUCUAGUUUCAACACUGGAAGAAUUGAACACAUCUACAAGGAUCGUCAUGACACUGGUGUCAAGAUGUACUUGCACUAUGGUGACUUGUGCGAUGCCACAAACCUCAUCGGCAUCAUCUCCAAGGUCAAGCCUGAAGAAAUUUACAACUUGGGAGCCAUGAGUCACGUCAAGGUCUCUUUCGAUAUGCCAGAGUACGCAGCUGAUGCUGAUGGCUUGGGAGUCCUUCGUAUGUUGGAUGCCAUCCGUGCCGCUGGUAUGGAAAAGACCUGCAGAUUCUACCAGGCAUCAACCAGUGAACUCUACGGAAAGGUUCAAGAAGUCCCUCAAUCGGAGACCACUCCGUUCUACCCACGUUCUCCUUAUGCUGUUGCAAAGCAAUACGCCUAUUGGAUCCUCGUCAACUAUCGCGAGGCAUAUGGAAUGCACUUGACAAACGGAAUCCUUUUCAACCACGAAUCUCCUCGUCGUGGACGCACAUUCGUGACGCGAAAGAUUACUGUCGCUGUUGCCAGGAUCGUCGAAAACAUGCAGAAGACCUUGUACCUUGGAAACCUUGAUGCCAAGCGUGAUUGGGGGCAUGCUCGUGAUUACAUUGAGGGAAUGUGGAUGAUGCUGCAACAAGACGAGCCUGAUGAUUACGUCUUGGCCACUGGUGAGACCCACUCUGUCCGUGAAUUCGUGGAGAAGGCAUUCAAGUACGCUGGAGUUGAAAUCAAAUGGAAGGGCCCAGCUGGAACAGUCGACGAAAUCGGCGUUGACGCUUCCAACGAAGAAAGAGUGCUUGUCAAGAUUGACCCUGCGUACUUCCGUCCUACUGAAGUCGAUCUUCUUCUUGGAGACCCAACCAAGGCCAAGACCAAGCUUGGUUGGGAAUCCAAGACUCCUUUUGUCAAGUUGGUGGAAGAAAUGGUCAAGGAGGAUCUUGCCAUUGUCCGAGGAGAGAUUGAUGAUGCGGAAUCUCGAGAGCAAUAA